AGAGACAUUACUGCAUAGAGUGGACUUGUCUAUAGUAGUAGGGUAGUGCGUGGUCCACAGGACUUACGUAGUACAUAAGUAUUAUUAUUGAACAACUUCAAAUUAAUCACUAAUAAUAUUGUUACCAACAACUCAUCUCCUUUCUCUUGAAUGCUCCUCCUCACUAGUACUUCUAACUCAACCUUCUUAUUACUAAGCUUAAUUACAUUACAUUACAUAUGCCAGUAAUGCCACUGUCCUUGUGAUCCUUAUAUGUAUAUCCUUUGAUAAACUAUUUCCACACAUUUCAACUGUACAAUUCUCUCUCUUCUCUCUAUCAUUAUCUCACUGACAAGUAUGGUACAGGCAAAGAAGUUCAGGGGUGUCAGGCAACGCCAUUGGGGUUCUUGGGUCGCUGAGAUUCGUCAUCCUUUACUGAAGAGGAGGGUGUGGCUAGGAACUUUUGAAACUGCGGAGGAAGCUGCCCGAGCGUACGAUGAGGCUGCUGUUCUGAUGAGCGGACGUAACGCCAAAACAAAUUUCCCAGUGCAGGCACCUGACGACGAAAACAAAAAAGACAACUCUAACUCCGAUGCUUUCUCCGGAUCAUCAUCAUCAUCGCUCUCUGCUAUACUGAGCGCCAAACUCCGCAAGAGCUGUAAAUCGCCUUCCCCGUCUCUCACAUGCCUCAGGCUUGAUACGGAGAGUUCCAACAUUGGAGUGUGGCAGAAGAGGGCCGGAGCUCAUCCUGACUCUUGCUGGGUCAUGACUGUUGAAUUUGGAAAAAAGAAGAUGAUGAAUGAUAACGACCAAAUUAUUCCGGACAAAAACAUAAUAACUUCUUCAAGUACGUUGUCGUCUCCAGGGACUUCUACAGAGAUCAAAGAAGGCAAAGUGUGCGGAGUGAUGAAUGAAGAAGAGCGAAUGGCACUUCAAAUGAUUGAGGAACUUCUCAACAGGAAUUAAUCAUAGUACUGUUAAACUUCUUUGGUAAUGUUUGGUCUUUUACACGAAAAGUGAAAAGCAUCAGAUAAUAUUCCUAAUAAUAUAUUGUCACUAAGGCUAUGUUACUCUUACUCUUCAAAAAUGUAACUGAAUGUGUGUCGGAUUUUUCAAAAAUAGUGUAUUUUUAGAGUAUCCAACAUGUGUGCGAUUUUUGGAGAGUCCGAACAACAUAGUUGUAAGGUAGUACAAUUUUUUUUUGAAG
Molecule: messenger RNA, 1186 nt
Organism: Capsicum annuum
Lineage: Eukaryota; Viridiplantae; Streptophyta; Magnoliopsida; Solanales; Solanaceae
Product: ethylene-responsive transcription factor WIN1
Exons: 2
Coding region: 337-945 (202 amino acids)
Biological process (GO): regulation of DNA-templated transcription
Molecular function (GO): DNA binding; DNA-binding transcription factor activity
Source: RefSeq, a predicted model, not a curated record